This is a messenger RNA of Plasmodium vivax (malaria parasite P. vivax), 4284 nucleotides long. Its product is annotated as QF122 antigen, putative. The record is from RefSeq and is a predicted model, not a curated record. The transcript has 3 exons. The coding region runs from base 742 to 3699 and encodes 985 amino acids. Gene Ontology annotation, cellular component: cytoplasm; nucleus. Gene Ontology annotation, biological process: regulation of gene expression. Gene Ontology annotation, molecular function: mRNA binding. Lineage: Eukaryota; Apicomplexa; Aconoidasida; Haemosporida; Plasmodiidae.
AAAACGCGUAAUCGUACAAUUGCGCAAUCGUAAACCAGGGUGAAUCUCUUGCCCCCUGCUUCCUCCUUCAUGUGUACAUAAUUUUGUAAAAAAAAUGUUAAACCAUUGAGUGAAAGAGCACGCAUCAGUGACCUUCAUCAUACCAUCAUAUAUGUAUAUAUAUAUAUAUAUGUACACAUUUUAUAAUAUUCAUUUUACCAUUGUUAAGAGUAUGUACUGAAAGAGAGAAUCAAAAAUGAAAAUAUAAAUUACUAACACGCGUUGCCCUCUCUUCCCCUUCCCACCCUUUUGCUGUUAUAGUCAUUUCACGUUCAGCGCAGUUUUUCAUUUUUCUUGAAAGAGUAACUGUGUGUGCGCCUGUGCGCUGUGUGUUUGCGCGUUUGCCGUUUGCGAAUCUGCCCCUUUGCGAAUUUGCCUGUUUGCGAACCUGCCCAUUUGCCCCUUUACCGCUUUGUGUUUUCAUUGCUGUACCCCCCCUGAGAAAAAAAAAUAUAGCGCGCAACAUUUUCUCAGUCGCAUUUGAACGAUUUGAAGUUUAAAUUCAUUUUUGAAGGGGCCGUUACGCGGUGACAGCGCCGUUUGAAGAGCGCCCGGAGCAAACGUAAGUUGUCACUGACGCCCAGGAAGCCAGAAAAAUAUUUCUGUUGGCUGUCAUAAGGCAGAAAAUUAUCCGAACAAGAAACAGCGAGGAAGUAUCCACCCCCUCAUCAGCGCAGCUGAAGGAAGCGAAACGUUACCAAAAUGAACUUCAUCACGAGAAUGGGAAAGAAGGCCAAGGCCGCGGCGGCGGCGGUGGUCGAAGAGAAGCCAGCCAAGGAAAACAACGUGAAGGAGAACGCGGCGAACGAUAAGAAGCAGGCGGCCCCCAAGGCGACCGAGAAGGGAGACAAAAACCAGAAGGCUCCGAAGAAUGACAAGAAGGCGGCCCCCAGCAGUGGAGGUGAAGGAGCGGCAAAUGUGCAACUCAACGGAAGCGUGAACAAAAAGGAAAAGGAGACGGACGGUAAGAAGAGCAACAACGCGAAGGAGAGCAAUACCGGCGGUGCGAGUAACAGUAAAGCUGAGCAGAAUCAAAACGCAGCACAGAAGAAAAAGAAGGCGAACAAGAAUAACAAGAGGGAGGACGCUUCUGCGGGGAACCUAAACGAGGAGUCCAUGGAGGAGGAGAAGGUGAACGAGAGCCCCGCGCAAGGCAAGGCGAAGGGUGCUAAGAAGGGAGAAGCGAAGAAGGAAGAGGCGAAGAAGGGGGAAGCGAAAAAGGGAGACGCGAAGAAAGGCGAAGCAAAGAAGGACGACGCGAAAAAAGCGGACGCUAAGAAGGCGGAUGCAAAGAAAACCGACGUGGUGACCCCCGAACCCAAGGAGGAAGCCAAGAAGGACCUGAAAAAGGAACUCAAGCUGAAGGAAGACGAAAGGAAAAAAAUCGAAAACGAGUUAAACAAAAAGUUUCAAAAGUUGAGCAAGCAAGAUAACAGUAAAAAUAUCAACGACAAGAUGGAGGCAGAAGUGAAGAGAAAGGCAGAAUACGAAAAUUUAAUCGCCUCCAUUAAUACAUCUAUUUCUAAGGUAAAUGCACAGACACCGAGACCAACGAAUAUGAAGAUGUCAUCUGCAGAUGUAGAGAACAAAUGUAAGGAGGCAAAACUGAAGAAGAAAAAAAUGAACCCCAAAAAUGAAGAAGAAAUGGAAGAAGUAAACACGUACAUUAACUACCUAGAGGAACAAUUAAAUAUCACGAAAAAUUACGAAAGUUUUAAAAGCUUCCAAAACAGGUUAAUCACUUUGAAAAAGACAUGUGAGGAGAAGCUAAAGGAGAAUGUGAAAAGUCUAUCCGAAAUUAAAGUCCAAGAGAAGAAGCUCCGAUUUGUUGAUAAAAUUAUAAAAUUUAAAAAGGAAAAACAUAACGUUACCAUUGUGGAAGCAGACAUCACGAACAAGGAAUUUGUCAUGCCAAGUGAUAAAUACAACCAGUUAAUUAAGCCCUUCAAUUUCAUCAACAAAAUUCAGAGCAAAUAUGUGGUGUACGUAGAUAAAGUGAACAACAAUAAUUUUGAGAACAAAGUGUCCCUUUUCAUUUCAGGCUGCAAAGAAGAUAUAGAAAAUUUCAUCACGCAUGUGAGGAGCCUCGAUAUGACGGAAAAAAAUUACCUACAUAUGCCCAACAGGACCUUUAAAUCGAUGCUCAAUAUGUAUGAGGGUAACUUCAGAAAAAUGGAGGAAGAGACAAAUGUGCUGCUACACAUAGAUAAUGAUACGCUGCACUACUGCGGAAUGAAGAGCGAUAUAGAGCGACUGAAGGAAGUUAUCGAAAAGGCAAACAAUGAGCAAAGUGCCAACACGAAAAACAUUUCCAAAGAUAUCAAAUUGGACUCUGUGCUCGGAAGGGGAUUUAACAAAAGUUUAUUAAAAGCUAUUGAGGCCAAGACCAACACGUUCAUCCGCAUGAAUUAUGACUCCAAAAGUUUCGAAGCUUGGGCUACCAUCAAGGGGAAUAAAAACAGCGAUAUAGAGGAAGCGGAGGAAAAGCUCAACGAAAUUAUCAAAAGCUUAGAAUCCAAAUUUGUAGAAUUUGAUGAAAGGGAAAUGUUUAACUUGUAUAAGAAAUGUGCCUACGAAUUGAAUGACAUAAAAGUCAAUUUGAACCUCUUCGUCGUACGUCACGACAAUGGUAUUAGUCUCGUAGGAAAGGGGGAAAACAUUCAGAAGGGGUUAGAAAUUCUGGACUACGUGAAAAAUGUGAUAUCCUCAAAAUCGGUGAAGAAAAAAGUAACUGAAGAAGAAGCGUACCUUUUCAAUGCCAAUUACAGGAACUACAUAAAAGCGCAAACCGGAGCAGAGGUAAAAAUAUUCAACAAAACGAAUUAUAAAGAACUAAACAUCAGUGGAAAUAAAAACGAUAUAGACAACGCUUUGCAGCUAAUCGAUGAGUUACUAGAAAAAAGAAAAUGUGUGCAUGUCGAAAUUACCGAAAAGGUAAUUGCCAUGCUCCUUUCAGCCAAGGCUCAAAAAAUUAAAGAAAUUGAAAAAGACACAUCCACAAGCAUUCAGAUAAACAAGAAUAACCACGUGGCGCAGAUCUACGGGCAUGAAGAAAACAUUGCCCUAGCGAAGGAUGUCUUGCAAAAUCUGUUACAAUCAGAUGAUAAAGAGGAAAAAUAUAAUGCCAAUAAUAAUUACAUCACCGUCGAAAUGGUGGUAGAUACGGAACAUAUUGGAAGCAUCAUUGGAAAGAAGGGUAGAACUAUUAACAAAAUUCAGGAAGAAACUUUUGCCAAAAAGAUUCACAUCGAUAAGGAUAGUAAGAAGGUCCUAAUCCAAGGUACUCCCAAAACGGUUGAGGCGGCACAGAAGGAAAUACAAAAAAUUCUUAACAGAAGUAAGGAAGAAAAUGCACACAAUAAUACCUACCAAGGUGACCGUUACAACAAAAACUUCAGUCACUCCUUGACACCCAAUAGGAGAAACGCAUACCAGAGCAGCAGCAACAACACCCGCUCAGCCAACAAAUCUUCGCACCGACCCGAUUCGGCCCAAAACGGCGUCUACAUAAACACCAAUGAUGAGAAGGCCUUCCCCAGCCUCCACGAUGUUAGUAACAUUCAAUCUAGGAAGACCAAGAAGGCCAUCAACCAGGCUAAUGUGAAGAGGCAAGACGAGCAGCAGCAGGCAGCCGAGGCCGCCACGGCUGACAAGCAGUAGGCGCCGCCGUCCAUGGGCCUCGUGGGGACGAGGCAGAGCUACGCACAGAGAUACGCCCGUCGUUACUUCCCCGCAGCAGUUUCGGUUUAACUUGCACAUUCCACUUACAGCUUCGUUACGUCCCCGCGUCAGUUUCGGUUUACCUCGCACGCGCCACCUACAGCUUCGUUACCGCCCCGCCCCAGUUGCAGUUCCCUUUUUUUCGACACGCAUAUGCGCAAGUAUAUGUGCCUAGACGGUGCGCCCAGCCACGCCCACACACGACAACCAUUUGCAUGCGCACCCGAGGCGCGGCCGCGCGAACAGGCACAUAUAAGUUCCAACCCCCCUUCCCCCCGAGGUGUAUGUGCGGGCAGGUACAUGGGGUGUGCGGCAUACACAUUGGGGUUUGCGGCAAGUACAUAUUGGAGUUUGCGGCAUACACAUUGGUGUGUGCGAGCGUACUACCGCGUAUAUUUGUAUGCUUUUUAAAGUCCAAAUUGUGUGUGCGCGCAGUUGAGCCAUUCGACAAUUCAGCGCAUACAAUGUGUAUUGAGUGAUUGCCAGCGAGAUGGGCAGUUCCGCGGAAGAAGCGAAGCAAAGAUG